ACAUCGAUAUCCUCAUAGCUACGGUUGACAUCUCGCGAUACGUUAGUAGCGUUACCCCAUUUUCCAACUGUCCCUCAGUCGGUCGGGAUUUCGGAACCACAGGAGAAUCACCGGAAAGGGGUUUUCGGUGAUAAAACAGCGCAAUUUUGGAGGCGAUACCUCGUUAUAUGGCUACAUAAACAUACACGGAGAUACUUUAUCCACUAUUUGACUAUGGGAAGUGAACUAUGAGGUGUUGUGUAGCUGCAGAAGACUGAAUGAACCAUGGCACAGUUCCCCACCACAUUCACAGGUCCAGAUGUGUUUCUGAUCUCAGUGGAUGAGAGAGCCAAACAUGAUCAGCAGUUUCACAGCCUCUCUCCAACUGCCAGGGGUUACAUCACAGGCGACCAGGCCAGGAACUUCUUCCUUCAAUCAGGACUGCCCCCGCCCAUCCUGGCCCAAAUAUGGGCUCUGGCUGACAUGAACAGUGACGGUCGUAUGGACAUCCAUGAGUUCUCCAUCGCCAUGAAACUCAUCAAACUGAAACUCCAGGGUCACCCUCUGCCCACCGCGCUACCCCCCAGUAUGAAACAGCCCCCGCUGCCUUUAGCCCCACCAACCGGCUUCGGCAUGCCUCCCAUGCCCCCCCUGGCUCCCAUCUCUACUUCUCUGCCAGGCGUGCCCCCUCUCCCCCUGCCGCCUCUCCCCGUCGGAGUGUCUCCCCCGCUCGUCUCAUCCGCCCCGCCGCCCCUCCCCCAGCCCAUCGCCAACGGAGCUCCUCCCACAGGCAUGAUGCAGCCCAUCUCAGGCUUCUCCCACCCAGCUUCCUCCGUCAACAAGUCUUCAUCAUUUAAUCGUACAAGUACCAAGUUGCAGAAGGGGCCGUCCUUUGAUGCUGCCAGUAGUCAGCCCCCCCUGGUUCCGGUUGAUUGGGCUGUUCCUCAGUCCUCCAGGCUGAAGUACAGGCAGCUUUUUAACUCCCAUGACAAGAUGAUGAGUGGACACCUCACCGGUCCCCAGGCUCGCACUAUCCUGAUGCAGUCCAGUCUUCCUCAGGGCCAGCUGGCCACGAUAUGGAGUCUAUCAGAUAUCGACCAGGAUGGAAAGCUAACAGCUGAGGAGUUUAUCUUGGCCAUGCACCUCAUAGACAUGGCUAUGUCCGGUCUACCGCUACCCCCUGUGUUACCACCAGAUUACCUCCCACCUACAUUCAGGCGUGUACGUAGUGACAGUGUUCAGUCGGACCAGAAGAGCGUCCAGGAGGAGGUGGAAGAAGAGACGGAAAGCAGCCAGGAAAAGAAACUACCAGUGACGUUCGAGGAUAAGAAGAGGGAGAACUUCGAGCGAGGAAACCUGGAGUUGGAGAAGAGACGUCAGGCUCUGCAGGAGCAGCAGAGGAAAGAACAGGAGAGGCUGGCGGCGCUGGAGAGAGAGGAACAGGAGAGAAAGGAGCGCGAGAGACUGGAGCAGGAGAGGAGACGACAACAGGAAUUAGAAAAACAGCUGGAGAAACAGAGAGAGCUGGAGAGGCAGAGAGAAGAAGAGAGACGCAAAGAGAUCGAGAGGAGAGAGGCUGCGAAGCGGGAGUUGGAGCGUCAGCGUCAGUUGGAGUGGGAGCGUCAACGUCGUCAGGAGCUCCUGACUCAAAGAAACAGAGAGCAGGAGAGUAUCGUGCUGCUCAAAGCCAGGAAGAAGACCCUGGAGUUUGAACUGGAGGCUCUGAACGACAAGAAGACGCAGUUGGAGGGUAAACUGAAGGACGUCCGGUUUCGUUUGUCCGCUCAGAGGAAAGAGGUGGAGCAGACCAAUCAGACCAGGGAAACACGCAUCGCUGAAAUCACACUGUUACAACAGCAGCUGCAAGACUCCCAGCAGUGGUUGGGGAGGCUAAUUCCUGAUAAACAGAGUCUCAACGACCAGCUGAAACAGGUUCAACAGAACAGCCUCCAACGUGAUAGUCUGUCAUCCCUGCAGAAGGCCGUGGAGCAGAAGGAGACCAGCAGACAGCAGCUCAGAGAACAGCUGGAUGCUGUGGAGAGAGAAACCAGGGCCAAACUGCUAGAAAUAGAUGCUUUCAACACCCAGCUGAAGGAGCUGAGGGAAAUCCACAGCCGGCAGCAGAGACAGAAACAGAAGGAGCUGGAAGGAGACGCACACACACUGACACACACACACACUCACAUACACACCCCGAGCGAGAGAAAGUCUGCUGAACUGCAGGAAAGCAGGUUGUCAUCAGAGGAAAGCGUAGCCUGGAGGGAUGAAGCUGGAGGCUCCGUCCCAAAAGCUCCUAGCCCCGCCACCAGCUCCGCGCCACACGCCUGGCUAAACAGAGUGACUCAAGAAGAGGAGGAGAGGAAGAGGAGAGGGAUGGAGGAGGAGGACGAAGGCCGGAAGGGAGCGGGAUCAGUAGAAGAGAAGGAGGACGAGGGGAAAGGGAAGAAAGACAUGCAGGAGAAACUGACCAAGUUAUUCAGCCAGCCGAGCGACCCCUGGACUUCAGCAGUAGAAAAGGCUCCGGUACCCAAUCUGUUUGACCAGAAGGCUCCAGUCAGCAGCUUCGACCAGCAGCAGCAGCCGGUGAAGGUGGUCUACUACAGGGCUCUUUAUCCAUUCGACGCUCGCAGCCAUGACGAGAUCAGUAUCGCCCCUGGAGAUGUAAUCAUGAACCAGGUCUGCAGAUUUUGGCCCCAUCAGAAAAGGAUCCUUCAACAGCAAGUGGAUGAGUCGCAGACAGGAGAGCCUGGUUGGCUGGGAGGAGAGCUCAGGGGGCGGACCGGUUGGUUUCCGGCCAAUUACGCAGAACGGAUACCCGACAGCGAAGCUCCGAUCAGCCUGCGAUCCACAGCCUCUGCAACCCCGACCUCAGCCCAGCAGCCAAUGAGCACGCCUCCCCCAGCACCUGGACAGACCUCCUCCUCCGCAUCCUCCGCCAACAGUAACUGGGCCGACUUCAGCACCACUUGGCCCUCAAAUACAGCCAGCCAAUCAGACAGCGAGGGAUGGGACGCCUGGCCGACCUCUUCAACCAGUCAGAAUCCAUCGCUCAGCGUUCCCUCGGCGCAGCUACGGCAACGCUCCGCCUUCACACCCGCCACCAUGACGACAGGCUCCUCUCCUUCUCCUGUGCUGGGACAGGGGGAGAAGGUGGAGGGUCUUCAGGCUCAGGCCUUGUAUCCCUGGAGAGCCAAGAAGGACAACCACCUCAACUUCAACAAAAACGAGAUAAUAACCGUGUUGGAGCAGCAGGACAUGUGGUGGUUAGGAGAACUGCAGACCGGACAAAGAGGCUGGUUCCCCAAAAGUUACGUCAAGCUCAUCUCUGCCACUAUGGCGGCCCCAGCCGGCGCCACGCCACGCAGCAAAAACCCUAGUGAAUCUGGAGUGUCAGAAAGUCCACCCAAUGGAAAACGCCCCUCGCCUUCCCCGACCAAACCCUCCGAGUCUGGAGAAGAGUACAUAGCCAUGUACACCUACGAGAGCAGUGAACAGGGCGACCUGAGUUUCCAGCAAGGAGAUAUCGUCAUGGUGACCAGGAAAGAAGGGGAUUGGUGGACGGGCAUGGUCGGGGGCAAGACCGGAGUCUUCCCGUCCAAUUACGUCAAACCGCGGGACUCAUCCUCAGAGUCUUUGGGACCAGCAGGGAAGACGGGCAGCCUGGGGAAGAAACCAGAGAUUGCUCAGGUCAUCGCCCCCUACAGUGCAACAGGAGCAGAGCAGCUGACGUUAGCUCCAGGACAGCUCAUCCUCAUCAGGAAAAAGAACCCAGGGGGCUGGUGGGAGGGUGAGCUCCAGGCCCGGGGGAAAAAGCGUCAGAUAGGUUGGUUCCCGGCCAACUACGUGAAGCUGCUCAGUCCCAGCACCAGCAAGACCACACCCACAGAGCCCACCCCUCCUAAACUGGCUCCUGCCAGCACAGCUCUGUGUCAGGUGAUCGGCAUGUACGACUACGUGGCUCAGAACGACGACGAGCUGGCCUUCAUGAAGGGUCAGGUGAUCACAGUGCUCAACAAGGACGACUGCGAUUGGUGGAAAGGAGAGCUCAACGGGAGAGAGGGUCUGUUUCCUAGCAACUACGUCAAACUCACAACGGACACUGACCCGAGCACACAGUGGUGCGCUGACCUUCACCUGCUGGACAUGCUGAGUCCGAUGGAGAGGAAGAGGCAGGGAUACAUCCACGAGCUCAUCGUCACCGAGGAGAACUACGUCAACGACCUGCAGCUCGUCACAGAGAUCUUCCACAAACCUCUGCUAGAGUGCGAGCUGCUGACGGAGAAGGAAGUGGCCAUGAUCUUCGUCAACUGGAAGGAGCUCAUCAUGUGCAACAUCAAGCUGCUCAAGGCUCUGAGGGUGAGGAAGAAGAUGUCAGGUGACCGGAUGCCGGUGAAGAUGAUCGGCGACAUCCUGACCAACCAGCUGCCUCACAUGCAGCCGUACAUCAGGUUCUGCUCGUGUCAGCUGAACGGCGCCACGCUGAUUCAACAGAAAACUGAUGACAACCCUGAGAUCAAAGACUUUCUCAAGAGGUUAGCCAUGGAUCCCAGGUGUAAGGGAAUGCCUCUGUCCAGCUUCCUGCUCAAACCCAUGCAAAGAGUCACACGCUACCCGCUAAUUAUCAAGAACAUCUUAGAAAACACUCCAGAGUCACAUCCAGACCACAGCCAUCUGAAAGCCGCUCUGGAGAAGGCGGAGGAGCUGUGUUCGCAGGUGAACGAGGGUGUCAGGGAGAAGGAAAACUCAGAUCGUCUUGAAUGGAUUCAGGCUCAUGUUCAGUGUGAAGGCCUGUCAGAGCAACUGGUGUUUAACUCCGUCACAAACUGUCUGGGUCCCAGGAAGUUCCUCCACAGCGGGAAGCUGUUUAAAGCCAAGAGCAGCAAAGAGCUCUACGGCUUCCUGUUCAACGACUUCCUGCUGCUGACACAGGUGACCAAACCUCUGGGCUCGUCUGGCUCGGACAAAGUCUUCUCCUCCAAAACUCACCUGCAGUACCGCAUGUACAAGACGCCAAUCUUCUUGAACGAAGUGUUAGUGAAGCUGCCGACAGACCCGUCAGGAGAUGAACCGCUGUUCCACAUCUCUCACAUAGACAGAGUUUACACACUCAGAGCUGAGAGCAUCAAUGAGAGGACGGCGUGGGUUCAGAAGAUUAAAGCAGCUUCAGAACUCUUCAUUGAGACAGAGAAGAAGAAGAGAGAGAAGGCUUAUCUAGUACGUUCUCAGAGGGCGACAGGUAUCGGAAGACUGAUGGUCAACAUUGUGGAGGGAAUCGAGCUCAAACCCUGUCGCUCCCAUGGAAAAAGUAACCCAUACUGUGAGGUGACUAUGGGUUCCCAGUGCCAUAUCACAAAAACGCUACAGGACACGUUGAAUCCUAAGUGGAACUCCAACUGUCAGUUUUUUAUAAAGGACCUGGAACAAGACGUCCUCUGUGUCACUGUGUUUGAACGAGACCAGUUCUCCCCCGACGACUUCCUGGGCAGGACAGAGAUCCGGUUGGCUGAAAUAAAGAAGGACCAGGGCUCUAAAGGACCAAUCACGAAGCGGUUGCUGCUCCACGAGGUUCCCACAGGAGAGAUCGUUGUCAGGCUGGACCUCCAGCUGUUUGAGGAGCCGUGAAGCCUGGACAGGACCAGACUGGGCUGGACUGGGCUGGACUGGACUGCAGAGGAUUUGAUUUUGGACCUGACAGUUGACCUGGAUUAGACUCGACUGGUCUGGAUUCUCAUAAUUCUCAUCAUUCCUACUUAUUUAUUCAUACACAGACAUUACAUUUAUCAGUUUAAGCCAUCUACUUGUUGGAAAAAAUACAGAUUUUUAAUAAUUCAUUACAAUCAGGAACCUUUUGCAAAUAUAUUUACAACAACACUGCUAUUAUGUGGCAGUUUGCAAAUCUUUAUAGCCUUUUUUGAGGGAAAAAUCUAAUAAAACUCUAAUAUUACACUUGAAUAUCAGUCAUGUUGUUUCAUCAUGUGAAACAACAUGCAGAUAAUCAUAAAUAUCUGAAAACAAAACUCAAAUGCUUUAAUUAAAGGUCACUUCUGAGUUUUGAACAGCAGGGGGCGACAUAUAAAUGUUUUUCUCCUUUCUAAUGCAGCUGUAACCAGUCUGCACAAAGUAGAAAGUUUUGAUCAAAGUCAAAUUUUUUAUGCAGAAAGUACUUAAAGGGAAAUUUCACCACGUUUUAUGUGGAUGUCCAAUCAGCAUUGAUGGUAAAUGUAGUCAAAUGUGAUAAAUUCAUCAGUGUAUUGACCGAGAAAGCUCAGUUUUCCUGCAUUGCCUGCACGCUUCUCAACUCCGCCUCUCUCCGCUGCAUUUCUUCUAGACAAAUUGACAAAUAUUGAAACACAAACCUGAGACCAACGUCCUACCCAACCAGAUCAGAUAGAGUGUAGUCGGGUUUUGGUUCCGUGAAAACCUCUACUGCUCAUCUUGUGCUUUUGGUGGAAGAUACAAUACAUUCCCAAUUAUAGUUCUUAAUAUUCCUAAAUAUAAUUAUGUCUUAGAUGAUAUCUUUAAGUCUUAAAUUUUGUUGUUCAGCUCUUAAAUUUAGUGCGAGUGCUGCUUUUCCUGCAAGAAUUCAGUUCAGUAAAGCAGAUCCGCGAUGUGAAAGGACAGUUUAAAAAAAGAUGAAGAGCACUUCUUACAAUAAACUCCACAAGUCAGUUAGCUCACUGUGAAUGAUGUUUCUUUCAGUCUAUUCCAGUCCAGCCCAGUCCAGUUUAAUCCUGUCAUCCCUCAGUCUGAUCCAGUUCGGUCCCGUCCUGUUGGGAGAUCAGCUGGGUCUUUACUGUUUUCUCUCUCUCUGCUUCUUCAGACAGUCUCACAGACAAUCCCAGCCCUCCUCGUUUGUCCCGACAAACCCGAACCCCCCUGUGUGUGUGUGUGUGCGUGUGCCUGUGUGUGUGUGUGUGUGUGACAGACGGCUGGUGUGAUUGACUGUAUGAGUGUCAAGGUGGACUGGCUAAUUACAGGUACGGUUCAGUGUACAUUUUAUUAAGUCUUACAGGUCUCGAGCGACUUUGAGGUACCACAUGUGAAUGGACAUUUUGUAUUUUGGUCUGUUUUGACCGUCACUGAACACUUGCCACAUAAUUUCAGAAAGUCAAGACAUAUGUACAGGUUUAAAUGAGAAAUAAUGCUAACGAUGCUAAUCAGCUGAAAAUAUAGAAAGAUUUUACCCCACUAUAUGACAAGUGACCAGUGUACAUAAACUACAGACAUGUCAAGACGUCCCUUUCACAUGUAUUAAUUAUAAUAACGCUGAUAAUAAUAUGGCUGGAUUAUUGACGAACCAGGGAACAGGUGUGACAGCUAAUUUAAAAUGAGGUACUGUAAAGAAGAAUGUCUUAACUUUUUCCUAUGUUUUAAUGUUGGACGCACAUGGGGGGUCGUAGUUUUAGGUGAUCUUUUGUCACACAUCUGAACUCUGUUGUUACGUUGCUGCUGUGUGGAGCUGCCACCGUGGCCGUCACUAUGCAUGGGUACCGCUACGGAGGGUGGGGGGGGCGGAAAAACCCUGAAAGAUUCAGGGGGGACAGGAGCCCUCGAACAUGCCAGGUACUACAGGAAAUGUAUUUUAUAGGAACAGCGUCUUAGAUCAUUUCCACACUCUAACCCUAAAGAGGAAAUACAGUAAUUUUACUGUGCGUUGGCACUCCCAGCACUUUUAAAACAGACACUGUCACUGAUAUUAGAGCGGAGCGCAUGUGCACAGCGGCCAUUUUGAGGAAUCAGAGUAGGAACGUUUACCUGGAAGUCUGCGAUAAAAACAAACAUUUAAAGAAUAAAACUGGUGUUAUUCUAUAUGUUUUUUAUUGUCAACAAAUCCCAUGAAAAGCCCAAAACUGAAAAUACGUUAGUCCGUGUCUCUAUACUUUCUGACUUCCCUCUCUGUGGCUCUCCAAGCCUGAACGUGUAAAUCUUAAAAAAAACAAGUGACAAAUAUAUAGAAUCAUUUUUAAAAAAAGGCUCAGUGAUUUCCUAAAA
Molecule: messenger RNA, 7971 nt
Organism: Thunnus maccoyii (southern bluefin tuna)
Lineage: Eukaryota; Metazoa; Chordata; Actinopteri; Scombriformes; Scombridae
Gene: itsn1
Product: intersectin 1 (SH3 domain protein)
Exons: 46
Coding region: 265-5601 (1778 amino acids)
Biological process (GO): intracellular signal transduction; positive regulation of Rho protein signal transduction; clathrin-dependent synaptic vesicle endocytosis
Cellular component (GO): plasma membrane; presynaptic membrane; cytoplasm
Molecular function (GO): molecular adaptor activity; calcium ion binding; guanyl-nucleotide exchange factor activity
Source: RefSeq, a predicted model, not a curated record